Arabidopsis thaliana (thale cress) is the source of this 1477-nucleotide messenger RNA. RefSeq names its product Core-2/I-branching beta-1,6-N-acetylglucosaminyltransferase family protein. The record is from RefSeq and is marked reviewed. Gene Ontology annotation, molecular function: glucuronosyltransferase activity; glycosyltransferase activity. Gene Ontology annotation, cellular component: membrane; Golgi membrane. The coding region runs from base 167 to 1321 and encodes 384 amino acids. Lineage: Eukaryota; Viridiplantae; Streptophyta; Magnoliopsida; Brassicales; Brassicaceae. The transcript has 4 exons.
AUUAAUUCAUACACGUCUUCCCAUCAGAACGCUGUCGUUUUGGUGUUCACCAACCGAUUUUUUCAAAAUUAAAAAACCAAACUUUCGUCUUCUUCCCGGCUUUACUCUCUUUCUCUCUCCACCGUCGGCUCAGAUCUAGACGGAAAUGUGCCGGUGAAAUCGAAUCAUGAAAAGAUCUCACAUUUCGUCUCCUCGUUCUUAUUCACGACCAGCGAUUUCAAUCUUCGGUGUCUUCCUCUUGUUUCUUCUGGUUUUAACACUAAGCUCUCGAAAACCAUCAGAUUCAUCCUCCGGUUUAGCUCCAAAUCGAAACUUAGCCACAAAAUCGACGAUUCCGAGGUUUGCGUAUUUGGUAACGGGAACGAAAGGAGAUGGGAAACGAGUGAAGCGGCUGCUUAAAGCAAUACAUCAUCCGAGAAAUUACUAUCUGCUUCAUUUGGAUCUCGAAGCUUCAGAUGAAGAGAGAAUGGAGCUGGCGAAGUAUGUGAGAUCGGAGAAGAAGAAGUUUGAGAAUGUUAUGGUAAUGGGUUUAGCUGAUUUGGUUACGGAGAAAGGUCCAACGAUGUUAGCUAGUACGCUUCAUGGUGUUGCCAUUUUGUUGAAGAAAGCUAAGGAUUGGGAUUGGUUUAUUAAUCUUAGUGCUUCUGAUUAUCCUUUAAUGCCUCAAGAUGAUAUUUUGCAUAUAUUCUCAUACUUGCCACGCUACCUGAACUUUAUCGAGCACACAAGCAACAUCGGUUGGAAAGAGAACCAAAGAGCAAGGCCUAUCAUUAUUGAUCCUGGUUUUUACCAUUUGAAGAAAUCUGGUGUCUUUUGGGCUAAAGAACGGAGAUCUUUGCCUGCUUCAUUCAAACUUUUCAUGGGUUCAACCAGCGUUGCUUUAACAAGACCGUUCCUCGAGUUUUGCAUUUGGGGAUGGGAUAAUCUCCCAAGAACGCUAUUGAUGUACUAUACCAACUUCCUCUUGUCAUCUGAAGGCUACUUUCAGACAGUUGUGUGCAACAAUAAAGAUUAUCAGAACACAACGGUUAACCACGACCUGCAUUACACAAAAUGGGAUCCGCUUCAACAGCGCACCCUGAAUGUAACGGUUGAGAAUUUCCGCGAUAUGGUCCAAAGCGGGGCUCCAUUCGCAAGGGAGUUUCGAGAGGAUGAUCUUGUACUCGAUAAGAUUGACAUUGAGCUACUAGGUCAAACCGAUACUGGAUUGGAGUUGAAGACUCCGGAUGUUGUUAAACCAACGGUUAGUUGGAAGAGGCUUGAGAAGCUCAUGGUUAGGCUUCUUGAUCAUGAGAAUUUCAGGGCUAAGCAAUGUAAAUAAGUUUAUGUGUUGCCUAACUCUUGAUUAUUGAUUUUAUUCUUCCAAUCAUUAAUUUUCAUGAAAAGUGUAUUUGCCUUGGAAUAUCUUUGGUCUCAUUCGUCUAAAGAGUUCUAUAUGUUUUGUUCCAAACUGUCAUCUUAAAAAUUUGUUUAUCCU